Parascedosporium putredinis is the source of this 1146-nucleotide messenger RNA. The record is from the annotation of a GenBank genome assembly. Lineage: Eukaryota; Fungi; Ascomycota; Sordariomycetes; Microascales; Microascaceae.
AUGUAUAAUACUGGUGUUGCUAUGGGAUCUGUCUUCGACUCGUAUUUUAGUGAUAGGCGUUGCUACCAUGCGUUAAGCGAGGCGGCAAUGGGCAUCCGGUAUCUCCUUUAUUAUUGCGUCCAGGAACUUGACCUUGUCGAGCGGCAACUAGCUCGACGCCUCUACUGGUUGCUAUUUGCAGCGGCAUAUAGCUCUGACAUCUUAGGUAGGCUCUCUGUUGGCCUUGUCGGGCCAAGCCAGGAUCCAAUCAGCUAUCGGCCGGCGGAUCUGACGGACAAUGAGCUGGACGUGUCCACUCCCAUCGGCCCAGGCGAAUUACCAUGGCACGGAGAUGAGAACAGUUAUAUUCCUGGUCUCAACAGUCUCAGCGACCUUUUUGGAUUUGGCACGAGGUACAAUCCACCCCAUCGCCAACGACCCCCUACAUCGGCGGAGUUCUAUUUGAAACAGAUCGCAAACCUCUUCGUGACGAGUUUGCACAUCCGCUCGAAUAUCCUCCAGAAAUUCAUCAGCAGUCCUACGCAGACUCGAUGCGACGAGCAUCAACGCAUUGUCGACGACCUCCUCGAAAUAUUAUAUCACAUGCCCCAAGCCGUCUUCGAAGCGAAUGGGCCAAGUCUCGUCCCUAAAAUUAGAGAUAUUGGUGCAGGCUACCUAGAUCAAGUGGGCAUAGACGGCGAUAGUACGGAGCAAGCUCGAAACGAGAGCGUGCGGGGCCGACUAGAGAAGCUCCUGCGAAGACUAGAUAAUCUUGACUGGCCCUCGUCCCCCGAGCUUAAGAUAACCCAAUAUGGCAUAACACAACUGAUCGUCGAUGGGAAGCCAUUCCUUAUGCUGGCUGGCGAGCUGCACAACUCCUCCCUUAGUUCCGCUAAGUAUAUGGACGAAGUAUGGACUGCCAUGAAGGAUCAGCACAUCAACACACUGCUCGGCUCUGUCACAUGGGAGAUGAUCGAGCCAGUUGAGGGCCAAUUCGAAUUCGGAGGCCUCGACGAGGUACUGAAGGGCGCGAAAGAAAACGAUAUGCGCCUCGUCCUGCUUUGGUUCGGCACCUAUAAGAACGCUGUAUCCACCUAUGUACCCGGCUGGAUCAAGCGUGAUGUUAAGAGGUUCCCCGCGCUCAGGUCCUUGAAGCGGGCGGUGUAA